AUGAUUCCUCCCUGUGACCCCUCUAUUCUUGAGCAUAAUCCUCAAUUCAAGCGACUAUAUGAGAAUUUAACAACAUCGCUCCUCCACCCCGAUGCCUCAACGCGUGCUCCAAGCGCAAGUCCAAACCGCACAGCUGUGGUGGAAACUCAAAGCUCCAAGAAGCGAAUCAAGGAGCAGACGCUUCGGCAGUUAGCCUUUGCCCCAAAUAGCAACCUACCCGCGGAGUGCCACGAUAACCUCGCCAUAAUAACCCUUUACUUGGAGACUCCGACCAAUGCAAUCGAACUCGACACUCCGAGCCCAGAUGCUGAAGCCAAGAAACCAGACGAUGCGCUCUCCUUUCUCGCACCGGAUAUCGAGGCGUUCUACUCCAAUAUCCCAGCCUUCAUCUUACCCUUCUCCAAUAAACUCUCAUCCGCCAUCCAAGUCUUGCGCUCUCUCACGUCCACGAACGUAGACAGAGCCAUAGCCCCCGAAGACGCACCCGCUCCACGCUCGAACCACAAUGCGCGCGCCCGAGCCCGCGACCGUCGAGUUCGGACUUCAAUGGCACCCGUCCCACUGCUCUCAUCACAGCUGCAAGCCCGCAUUCGCGCGCUGCGCCAUACCCAGCUGUCUGAAUUGCCGGUCGCGAGGCGGAAGAUGGCUGCCACCGCGGCGGAGGUAGUUGCUCUGCGGGCGCGAGUUCUCGAGCGCACAGUUGUCAUCCUGGAGCGGGCGAAGCAUGGGGCUCUGGCGCGGGCGACAAAGGCUAAGGCGGAGCAUUUGGCAUUUGUUGCACAGGAUGUGGAGGGGAAAUUAGAGCAGCACCUUCGACAGACGAAGGAGCGCUUAGAGCAUCGGCAGAGGAUGGUCAUUGGGGAAUUGAGAGCUUAUGGCGAUGCUGAAUUCUCAAGACCAGAUACAGAUCUCGAUGCGGAUGAAGGGUCAUUUGAAGAUAUUGCUCGUCAAUAUGGGGUUUUGGCAAGAGAAGUGGAAGCAGUAAAGAGGGAGAUUGCACAAUUAGAGGAAUGA
Molecule: messenger RNA, 1014 nt
Organism: Penicillium paradoxum
Lineage: Eukaryota; Fungi; Ascomycota; Eurotiomycetes; Eurotiales; Aspergillaceae
Exons: 4
Coding region: 1-1014 (337 amino acids)
Source: RefSeq, a predicted model, not a curated record